AUGGAGUAUGAGGGUAGUUGGGACAAACACUUGGCUUUUUUAGAAUUCUUUUAUAACAAUAGCUACCAAUCGAGUAUUGGAAUGCCUCCCUAUGAAGCCCUAUACGGAAGAAAAUGCUGGACCCCUCUUUGUUGGAGUGAAGUUGUUGAAAGAAAGUGUGUUGGUCCUGAAAUUGUGCAACAAACAGAGGACAACGUAAAAAUUAUCAAGGAUCAUCUAAAUAUUUCUUCAGAUAGACAAAAGUCGUAUGUUGAUCUUAAAAGGCGUGACAUUGAAUAUAAAGUUGGAGAUAAAGUAUUCUUAAAGGUGUCUCCAUGGAAAAAUAUUAUGAGUUUUGGCCAAGAAGGAGAACUUAGUCCCCGAUGGAUUGGGCCUUAUGAGAUAAUUGAAAAGGUUGGACCAGUUGCAUAUAAAUUACCCUUGCAACCGGAGUUAGACAAGAUCCACAAUUUCUUUCAUGUUUCUAUGCUCAGAAGAUGUCGUUCUGAUCCAUCGCAUGUUCUUCCAGUUGAAUCUAUUGAAGUUAAUCUUGACUUGACUUAUAAUGGAGACCCCAUCCGAAUUGAUGAUCGAGAAACAAAGAAACUUAGAAACAAGAGGAUCCACUUAGUAAAGGUACUUUGGAGGAACCAUUCUGGGAAGGAAGCUACAUAG
Messenger RNA from Solanum stenotomum, 654 nucleotides. RefSeq lists its product as uncharacterized. The transcript has a single exon. Gene Ontology annotation, molecular function: nucleic acid binding. The record is from RefSeq and is a predicted model, not a curated record. Bases 1 to 654 code for a protein of 217 amino acids. NCBI's taxonomy places the organism in Eukaryota, Viridiplantae, Streptophyta, Magnoliopsida, Solanales, Solanaceae.